AUGAUAUGAACGUGUUGAAUCUCAUCAGGAACUAUAAUAAAUCUACAUGUUAUGGAUUAUUUAAGGGAUAUCAUUUUUAUGCUUUCCAUUGACACUUUCUAGCCAUUUAUUAAUAUUUUUGAAGAUUAUAAAAUUAUAUCGUCUAUCUCAAACAUUAAGGCAUCUUGGAUGACAAGAUUUAUCCUACGGUUUUCACCAGGAUUGGCGGGUAUAUUACUUGCACGUGUUGCGGAAACAGUGUUUCUGACCGACCAUGGUGAAGAAAUUCUCAACAACUGUGCUAAGAAUGUUGACCUUAAUUCUGAACUGUUAAACUAUCGAGCUGCAGUUCACAUACGUGAACUUGAUUGGAUGAGUCCCUGGCCUCCUAGAGUAAGCCCAGGAGAGACUCCUCUGCAUCAAAGGUAUACAUGGACCUUUUCAGAAGUUGAAGAAGUCCAGGGAGCUUCUGUGAUUGUAGCUGCUGACGUAAUUUACAGCGAUGACUUGACUGAUGCAUUUUUUGGUGUUCUAGAGAGAUUGAUGUCACUGGGUUCUGAGAAGGUGCUAUACUUAGCAUUGGAAAAGCGCUACAACUUCAGUCUCAGUGAUCUUGAUGUUGCUGCAAAUGGUUAUUCACAUUUCUGUAGCUAUCUGAGGGAUGAAAAGGAUUGUGAGGAAGUCAAAAAUGGAUGUCUCCCUUGUUUUGUUGGGAAGGUCAUAGAUCUCACACAAAUUCCAAAAUAUGUGAAGGAGUACGAGAGAGGAAAUGAUGUUGAGAUUUGGCAGAUUAGGUACGAGAAAAGAUCCCAAUUCAGGGACUCCUGUGACAAUGAGACUUAAGUUAUGUAAACCUUGUGUUUGUAAAAAUCCAUUUAGUUUGUUAUAAAUGUCUCAACUAAUCCUGUCCUGAAUUCUAUUUUUAUAGUGGAAAAUCCUUGAAAAAGUU
Messenger RNA from Corylus avellana, 928 nucleotides. The record is from RefSeq and is a predicted model, not a curated record. NCBI's taxonomy places the organism in Eukaryota, Viridiplantae, Streptophyta, Magnoliopsida, Fagales, Betulaceae.